CGAGACGUCACCAUGGCGAUGUUUAGCGGCUCUGAACGCUUCUUCUGGAAUGACUCGGAACAGGUUCCGGAAGACCUCCGCCUCCAUGGGAAUUCCUCUGGUGGUUGGGAGGAGGAUACGGAGUGUAACUACUACGCCAUGCUGUACUCCCUGCUCAUCCUGGCCAUCGUGUUUGGCAACGUGCUGGUGUGUCUGGCUGUGGUGCGGGAGAGGUCCCUACAGACCACCACCAACUACCUAGUGGUGAGCCUGGCUGUAGCUGACCUGCUGGUGGCCUCGCUUGUCAUGCCCUGGGCCGUAUACCUGGAGGUGGUCGGAGGGGCGUGGCUCUUCAGCAGGAUGUACUGUAACGUCUUUGUCACCUUGGAUGUCAUGAUGUGUACCGCCAGCAUUCUCAACCUGUGUGCUAUCAGCAUCGACAGGUACACAGCGGUGGUGAUGCCUGUCCUCUACAACACCACACACAGCUCCAGGAAGCGGGUUUCAGUCAUGAUCGCGACAGUGUGGAUCCUGGCCUUUGCUGUAUCCUGCCCCCUGCUGUUCGGAUUUAACACAUCAGGCGACCCGACGGUCUGCUCCAUCUCCAACCCUGACUUUGUGAUCUACUCGUCGGUGGUGUCCUUCUACCUGCCCUUCACUGUCACCCUGCUGGUGUACGUCCGCAUCUAUGUCUUCCUACGGAAAAGGAGGAAGAGGAUGGCCUUCCGCCAGGCCAGAAGUGGAAAGGUCCAGCCAGGCUCGGCCCUGCCCUCAGUGGAGACAUGUCUGCAGGAGGAAACCCCCAAGGAGAAGAGAGACCUGUCUCCCAUCAGGAUCAAAGUGGAGAGUGUGGAGCCGGCAUUGCCCCCUAAAACUCACCUCCUGUCGGGGUGCCUGAGGCGUAAGCGUACCCGGACGGCCCCCGUGGAGAACACUCUGCUGCCCCCAGUGGACAUCCAGAACUACUGCAGCAUCAGCCACGCCUCCUGCGGCCGCACUGAGCACGAACAGGACCAUGCCGAAGAAGAGGAGGAGUUGGCCAAAGAGAGAGCGCGUAGACCCGUGAGAAGGAGCUGUGAGGUCAAGGAGUUGUCCAAUGGACGCAUUCACACGGCCCUCCGCCCCACCCCCUGCUCCCAGUCCCUGGCCGGCCAACAACAACAACAACAUGGAAUCAGGAGCAUGCAGAACAGGGAGAAGAAGGCUACGCAGAUGCUGGCCAUUGUUCUUGGAGUGUUCCUGAUCUGCUGGCUGCCGUUCUUCGUGACUCACAUCCUGAACACCCACUGCAGGACGUGUCGUAUUCCCCCGGAGCUCUACAGCGCCUUCACCUGGCUGGGCUACGUCAACAGCGCCCUCAACCCUGUCAUCUACACCACCUUCAACAUUGAGUUCAGACGCGCCUUCAUCAAGAUCCUCAGCUGCUGAGAACAGAGUUGGUCCAGCAUGACCAUGUCAGGCUAAUGGCCAGGCACCUAAACUGUACUGGACCUUGGGCCCGGCAUACCUGAGUUUGAAUAAGACACAUGAGUCAUGGCCUGAGCCUGACUGCAUAUUAUCAGGGGCAAUGACUCUACUUCAAUAAGAUCAUCUGCUGCUGAGAGGCCAAUAGGUCCACCAUAACCAUGUCAGGCAAGGCUUAUGACCUGUACUGGACCUUAGGCCCGGCCCACCUGAUGUGCACACCUGAGCAUGGAUAAUGGAUACAGUACCUGAGCCAUGGAUACAUGAGCCAUGACCCGUCCAUCUUUAGGGUCAAUGACUCGUCUUCAUUGAAAUCAUCUCCAGCUGAGAGGACAGAUCCAUAAAGACCAUGUCUGACCAUGCUCUUCCACUGAACCUCUCAGCACACUAUAGCACACCUGAGCAAGGACUCUCUGACGGUAACACAGGCCCUGCACACCUGAGCUGAACUACAGGUACCGUAUCAGACUUGGCUGCUAGUUAGCUGGGCAAGGACCUG
Messenger RNA from Oncorhynchus nerka (sockeye salmon), 1942 nucleotides. RefSeq names its product dopamine receptor D3 (gene drd3). Gene Ontology annotation, cellular component: plasma membrane. Gene Ontology annotation, molecular function: G protein-coupled receptor activity; dopamine neurotransmitter receptor activity, coupled via Gi/Go. Lineage: Eukaryota; Metazoa; Chordata; Actinopteri; Salmoniformes; Salmonidae. Gene Ontology annotation, biological process: negative regulation of synaptic transmission, glutamatergic; regulation of dopamine secretion; phospholipase C-activating dopamine receptor signaling pathway. The coding region runs from base 13 to 1407 and encodes 464 amino acids. The transcript has 7 exons. The record is from RefSeq and is a predicted model, not a curated record.